AUGGUGGAGUUUGACAAGGAACACUUGAUUUAUCGCUUUGGGAUCCCUGAGUCAAUCACAACUUACCAGGGCAUAAUGUUUAUUGGGGUAGCAUUCAUAUCAUUUGCUGAAGAUGCCAAUGGUCAGGCUGAGGCAAUCAACAAGAUCAUCAUCAACAUGCUAGAGAAGAAGAUGGACGAUAAUCCUAGAGUGUGGCAUAAGAUUCUCCCAGAAGUCCCGUGGGCGUACAUAACAACAAGAUGGUCAGGUAUUGGCAUAAGUCCAUUUCAUUUGACUUAUGGACAUGAUGCUAUACUUCCAAUGGAGAUUGUCAUUCCUUCUCUAAGGGUAACAAGACAGAACAGCUUGACCAUAGAGGAUUAUUCAAAGGCAAUGGUGAUGGAAUUGGAGCAGGUAGAGGAAGACCGCAUUCACGUUUUCAAUAGAAUAUUGGUCCAAAAGAAGAAGAUUGCUAGGGUUUACAAUAAACAGGUAAAGAAUAAGACCUUUCAUGUAGGUCAGUUAGUAUGGAAGGCUAUCUUAUCAUUGGGUACCAAAGACUGA
This is a messenger RNA of Tripterygium wilfordii, 543 nucleotides long. RefSeq lists its product as uncharacterized. The transcript is spliced from 2 exons. The record is from RefSeq and is a predicted model, not a curated record. The coding region runs from base 1 to 543 and encodes 180 amino acids. NCBI's taxonomy places the organism in Eukaryota, Viridiplantae, Streptophyta, Magnoliopsida, Celastrales, Celastraceae. Gene Ontology annotation, molecular function: nucleic acid binding.